UCACAAUAGCAGUAGCACCCGCCACCUGAAAAUAUAUGGAUUCCCUCCUCCACAACAACGACAACGAUGACAACCACCUGGACCACGUCCUCCACGACUUCCUCGCCCUCUCCGACCUCCCUUCGCUCUCUCUUUCCCUCUCCCUCUCUCUCGAUCGCCUCGUCCAUUCCUCCGCCUCCUUCUCUGAGGCCGACCACCUCGUCGACCGCGCCUUCACCAUGGGUUCCAUCCUCCUCGAAGUCGCCAAACACUCCUACAGAAACCGCGCUUCCGUUCACAACUCCCUCACCUGGCCCCUCCCCCCUGACCUCUCCAUCAAGGUCUUCUCAUUGGUCGAUACAAGUAGCCUGUGCCAUGCAGCAGCUACUUGUAAGUUGUUUAGAAACUGGGCUAAAGAUCCUUUCUGCUAUUCACAUAUUGAUUUGAGAACACCUGUUCCAAAGGUGAACGAUGCACUAGUCGCCACUAUCAUACACCGAGCUGGAAAGACACUAAGGUCUCUAAUGCUUGGUGUUGUCCCUGAUGCUACUACUUCAUCCGGAUCAUGUCAGCCACUUUCUGAUACUCGCAGAAAUUGUUAUUCAUGUGGUUAUAAGAGGUCACAGAAGGAUUCAUGCCAUCUUACAAGAUGCUGUUUAAACCCUUUAAAUGCAGAUGGUGGUGCUCUGGGGGCCCUUUUGAGGAAGCUACACUUGUAUAAUAUUGGACAGAUGGAUUCAUCGUCACUUGUUGAGACAUUGUCAGUAUGUCCUUCUCUCCUUGAUCUGGAAAUUGUAGGGCUAGAUGUUGAACUGGGGUGUAUCUUAAGUUCAGUGAGUGCAAACUGCCACUUAAUAGAGCGUUUGGCUUUUGCAGCUUCAACAACUGGUCGUAAUGAAAUUCUGAAUAUCCAAACCUGUUCACAUCUAGUAGCUGGUUGCCCACAUCUAACUGCUUUAUCUCUUAGAGGCAUUAGGAUACAUGAUUAUAAAGUUCGCAUAUUGGUUAAGGGGUUUCAGAAACUGAAAUAUCUUGACUUUUCAAGAUCCGUUUCAAUCACGGGUAGCUUCUUGAGAAACCUUGGAAAUAGCAACGGUGGGAAUUUUCUUGAGUUCUUAAAUUUGAGGGAUUGCAUGCAUCUCAAAGAGAUGGAAGUUGCUAAAUUGUUGACAGCAAUCAUUGCAGGCAAUUUCAAAUCACUUGUUCAUCUCGACAUAUCCAACAGGGAAGGCUUAGGAUUAAGGACUGACCGGCAGCAUACGUGCUACAUCUCUAGUAUUAUGCCGGUCAAGGAAGUUUUGGAUACAAGGCCUUGGAUGCGUUUGAUGGUUGAUUAUCCAUCAGACAGAAGCAACAGAGACCCCUGAUACUGGUGAAUAGUGAGAGAAGUCCUCCAUCACCAUUGAGCAGCUAAAAUAGUAAUAGCGCUAGCUAUGGUAUUUUUUAAAGAAAGUCCCGAUGGCAUCGACCUUCUGGCCCUGCAACGGAUCACAUUUUAUCACAUUGAUAUAAGGACGACAAUUUGGUGAACUAGGUACUCUCUUUUUGUGUGUGCGCACUCGCGCAUGAUGGACCAUGUUGAAAGUAAUCAAUUGAAUUUUUAUAUUAGUAAAAAAUUUACAGUGAUUGUUUAGCUUAUGAUCUUACUAUUUUGAAAGCUUAUGAAGGAAUAGAUAUAAUAUAUUUUGGCGAAUGCAAUAACUUACAUGACAAGUUGCAUCUAGUCUGUUUUUCAUAUCCAAUGUUGGAUAUCCGAGAUAGCUGUUUUGCCGUCACAAAAACGGAUGCUACAAUUUGAUGAGCAAAUACUAUAUGACCAACAAAAGUUAUCAUAUUUUUGUCAACACUUGGCCAACAAAGAGAAUUUUAAAUUCUAAACCCUAAACUGUAAAUCCUAAUAGUAUAAAAUAAUAAAACUAAAGUGUUGGUCCAAACUCAACGGCUGGCUAAUACUGAUAAAAGGUGUUGGCCUCUAGCAUUUCUCAUUUGGAGGGAGUUAUGUUGUUGCUUGCACUGUUUGUGAGAGAUGCUUUGUUUAACUCUCGCCUCUAAUCAUAGCAUUCGUGUUUUGCAUUCUGAA
Arachis stenosperma is the source of this 2059-nucleotide messenger RNA. Its product is annotated as F-box protein SKIP17-like. The coding region runs from base 36 to 1346 and encodes 436 amino acids. Gene Ontology annotation, molecular function: protein binding. NCBI's taxonomy places the organism in Eukaryota, Viridiplantae, Streptophyta, Magnoliopsida, Fabales, Fabaceae. The transcript is spliced from 12 exons. The record is from RefSeq and is a predicted model, not a curated record.